Messenger RNA from Trametes versicolor FP-101664 SS1, 1500 nucleotides. RefSeq lists its product as uncharacterized. The coding region runs from base 111 to 1370 and encodes 419 amino acids. Gene Ontology annotation, cellular component: membrane. The record is from RefSeq and is a predicted model, not a curated record. NCBI's taxonomy places the organism in Eukaryota, Fungi, Basidiomycota, Agaricomycetes, Polyporales, Polyporaceae. Gene Ontology annotation, biological process: regulation of peptide transport. The transcript is spliced from 8 exons.
CGCGCCCCAGCCAUCGCUAUCGCGCUCUCCUCUGACCACUCAUCCUCGGCGGUGUCCUUCCUUGGUUCCCUGCGUACUCCAUCUGGGAAUGAGCUCGAGCUGAGGAGCUCAUGGACACCGAAUCUGCACCUCUGCCGCGUACCCGCUCUCGCGGCAAGUCCCACUCCCGGGUUCGCUCUCAUGCCGCCGUCCGGAGGGACUACCUCAUCGGCAUUCUCUUGCUCUUAGUGGUCGUUGUUCUAUGGACAUCAUCAAAUUUUGUCACGCAGGACCUGUUCGAGGAUGGCUAUGAGAAGCCGUUCCUCGUGACCUAUCUCAAUACUAGUGCCUUUGCACUGUACCUGUUGCCAUACGCCUUCCGCAGAUUCUAUGCACGAAGCUAUCAGAAGGGCGGAAGCGGUGGCAGCCGGCAUGACGGAUACGAACCACUUCUGACGGACGUAGAUGCGGCAGAGACGUUGGCCGUUACGAAUCCAGAACGAAGCCUCGGGGAAGAUGUCUCCAAGCCUCUCACGACCAGGGAGACGGCCCAGCUCGCGGGGCUGUUCUGUUUCCUAUGGUUUAUCGCCAAUUGGACAGUCAAUGCAUCGCUUGACUACACGAGCGUGGCAAGUGCCACAAUCCUAUCCAGCAUGAGCGGGUUCUUUACUCUGGGCAUCGGCCGGGUCUUCCGCGUGGAGAGCUUGACAAUCGUCAAGAUUGCCGCCGUGUUUACCAGUUUUGUGGGCGUAGUCCUGGUAUCGCUGUCUGACUCCUCGCAGCCGGAGUCAUCGAUGCCUCCCGGCCCUCCACCAUCGGCCGCCAUGGCGUACCUGCCAUCUGCACCGAUAUUUGGGGACGCGCUAGCGCUGCUCUCGGCCCUCUUUUACGCCCUGUAUGUGACUCUCCUCAAGGUCAGGAUCCGGUCCGAGGAGCGGAUAGACAUGCAAGUGUUCUUCGGCUUCGUCGGCCUCUUUAACAUCCUCGCAUGUUGGCCGAUCGGCGUCGUACUGCACCUCACUGGUGUGGAGCCAUUCCAGCUGCCCAGCACGAGCAAGGCCGUGAUGGCUCUGCUCAUCAACAUGGCCAUAACGUUGUCGAGCGACUACAUCUACGUCAUUGCGAUGCUCAAGACUACGCCGCUGGUCGUCACCGUGGGCCUUAGCCUAACCAUGCCCCUGGCCGUCCUGGGAGACUUCGUCCUAGGGCGGCCGGCGCGGGCACAGGUCAUGCUGGGCGCGACUGUAGUUAUAUUCAGCUUCCUCGCUCUAGGCUUCGAGGACUCUCGUAAUGCUGAGGACAAGGACCUCAUCGCAGGGACCCGGUUAGACUCCGAGGCGGAGGACGCAGCUGUGCGGUUAGAGGAGGAAGAGGUGUCGUUGUCCGAUUAACGCACUCUUGCUGUGUUUAGAUAUUUUGCUUAUGUGUAUUGUUGGGCUAUGCCGUGUUCAUUUAUAUUCCUUUGGGGCGUGAUGGGUUAGAUCGAAUCGGUAGACCACUGCUGUUCAGGUUGAUGAUGAG